Phoenix dactylifera (date palm) is the source of this 513-nucleotide messenger RNA. RefSeq lists its product as uncharacterized. NCBI's taxonomy places the organism in Eukaryota, Viridiplantae, Streptophyta, Magnoliopsida, Arecales, Arecaceae. The record is from RefSeq and is a predicted model, not a curated record.
AUGGGCGAUCUCUCCCGCAUCCUUAGGCGGGAGUACGAGCCUGGCCCGGAUUGUGCCUGGAUCUGGCGAUUGGGGCUACACCCGAGGGUAGCGUUGUUCCUCUGGAAGGUGGUCUGGGACCGCCUUCCUACUAGGGCUGUACUUGGAGGUCGAGGUGUGAGGAUCCCAUUGGUGUGUGGGGUUUGUGGUGUGGCCGAGACGGUGGAUCAUGCUCUGUUUCGGUGCACAUGGGCUAGGGCCACUUGGCGUCUGGCAGGGGUCCCACAGGUCGUAUGGCGGGGUAGGGACCCGUUCUUACAGGCCAUGCGCCAGGGCUUGGAGUCCCCGCUGCUUCGCCAGGGGGCUGUUCGAGCGAGCUGCACUGCCUUCCAGAUCUGGUUGGCUAGGAAUGCUCGUACCUUCGACGAACGUCGUAUGUCGCCGCGAUUUGUGGUCGAGCGUGCCCGCGUUCAGGCGGCUGAGUUGGGUUACACCAUCCCUGUUGGAGGGACUUUGAUAGCUCGGGACACCUAG